AUGAAGAACCAUUAGAGUUUCGGGAAAAAAUGAAAAAUGAAUUUUAUAAAUGGUUAGAUACUAGUCAAAUUAAGGUAGAAAAUGCUCCGGUUGAGUUAAAAUGUGCUUUAUUUAAUUUUCACGAAAUACUGGAAUGCCACUUCGAAAAAGCCCAACAAGACCGAGCCAAUCGAAAAAGAGAAUAUAAAAUUGGUUCUCCGGAAUACAAUAAAAAAAUGCAAGCGGUUUUUCAAAAAUCUCAGGAAGCAAUCCAAAGCGGAAAAGUUAAUGAAAUGGACAAUAGUCGUUUUAAUGGCGACCCUGCCGCAGGAAAAGCCACUUUUGAAACUAUUGCCCAUUCGCUUUCGGACACUGAACGAGACAAUUUUCACUUUUGA
This is a messenger RNA of Funneliformis geosporum, 377 nucleotides long. The record is from the annotation of a GenBank genome assembly. Lineage: Eukaryota; Fungi; Glomeromycota; Glomeromycetes; Glomerales; Glomeraceae.